Messenger RNA from Etheostoma spectabile (orangethroat darter), 1597 nucleotides. RefSeq names its product NAD-dependent protein deacylase sirtuin-5, mitochondrial. Gene Ontology annotation, cellular component: nucleus. The transcript is spliced from 9 exons. NCBI's taxonomy places the organism in Eukaryota, Metazoa, Chordata, Actinopteri, Perciformes, Percidae. The coding region runs from base 132 to 1046 and encodes 304 amino acids. Gene Ontology annotation, molecular function: histone deacetylase activity, NAD-dependent; protein-malonyllysine demalonylase activity; protein-succinyllysine desuccinylase activity. The record is from RefSeq and is a predicted model, not a curated record.
AAACUUUUCAGAGCGUGGUUUACGACAGUGUGGCACUUUACGGCUUCUCAUGAUAAUUGAAGUGAGGUAAACAAGCAAACUCGGCGUGACUUUCGACUCGGAAAAGUAGGAAUAUUAUUAAGCGAGUGACAAUGCUUCUCCAAAAUCGAGCUGUGUUUGCACUUGGUCUGCGCAUGUGCUCCACUCAUGUGAUGAAAGGACCUUUGAUGGAUAAAGCAAAUUCCAACUCAGAACUGUCUGAUUUCCGCAAGGUCUUUUCCAAAGCCAAGCACAUAGCAAUCAUCACAGGAGCAGGUGUGAGUGCAGAGAGUGGAGUACUAACCUUCAGGGGAAAAAAUGAGAAGUGGAGGAAGUGGCAAUCUCAGGACCUGUCGACCCCAGAAGCCUUCUCUCGCACCCCGUCUCGGGUCUGGGAGUUCUACCAUUACAGAAGGGAGCUGGCUUUCAACAAGACACCCACUGCUGCCCAUCUGGCUAUAGCAGAGUGUGAGGCCCGGCUGAGGAAGCAGGGGCGCUCUGUAGUUGUCAUCACCCAGUGCACAGACGACCUCCACCAACAGGCCGGGUCCAAACAUGUGCUCAAAGUUCAUGGCAGUCUGAUGGAAACGCGCUGUGUGAGUUGUGGAUCUGUCACCGUGAACAAGCGAAGCCCCAUAUGUGAUGCACUUAAGGACAAAGGUGCACCUGACCCAGAUGUUGCUGAUGCCCAGAUUCCUGUGGAUAAACUGCCAAGGUGUGGCGAAAGUGACUGCAACGGUCUGCUGAGGCCCAAUGUGGUGUUUUUUGGAGAAACUCUUGACUCUCAUAUCCUGACCAAGGUGGAAAAAGAGAUGGAAACCUGUGAUCUCUGUCUGGUGGUGGGCACGUCUUCAAUCGUUUACCCAGCAGCCAUGUUUGGCCCCCAGAUUGCAUCCAGGGGUGUCCCAGUGGCAGAGUUUAACACACAAACAACACCAAAAACGGAGUACUUCACGUAUCACUUCCAGGGUCCAUGUGGAACUACACUGCCUCCAGCUUUAGCACAACAUGAGUCAGAGGUUAUUUAAGAGCCACAGGAAUGACUUAACAAAGCAAUCACUGCCUUCUUCCUACUAAUGCAAUCCAAGCCUGGGGGGUUCAUAGCACAUUUUAUUCCAAAGGUAGAGGAAGAGUAAAGCUCAGAAUUAAGCUUUUUAAGAGAGGGACCUUGUAAUAUACUUGAAUAUCGUGCAUAGUCCGCUAAACUGGAAAUGGGUUAUUGUAACUUUUGCAUAUGUGCUUCUUUAAAAUAUGCUAGAACUUGGUAUACGAAAGGGAAUGCACUAUGUAUGUAGUUAUUUGCAUAGGAUAAUAUCUGCUCCGAUAUCAGAGGGUAUUUCUAUUCUUCACAUAGCUUAUGUAUUAGAUGCUGGUGAGGGAUUGUCAUAUUUUGCUGUAGAUUACAACACAACACUCCUGAUGCCUCUUUGCACCAAAUAAACAGAUGCAGACAGAGCGUAACAUAAUCUUGUGCCUUUCAAAACUGUUUGCACAACCUUGACCAAACGCUUGCUUUAAACCUCAAUUGCAAAUCAAUCAAUGUUACAGAGUUUUAGUCAAGUGUACAGAGUUCGCUUUU